AUGAAACAAUUGAAAGAAGGUCUACCUGUUCCCAAAAAACGACAAUUAUCAAGUUAUUUAAUAUCAUUAAGAAAAAAAUAUUAUGGCGCUCCAACUAUUAGCUUAGGUGAACUUGAAGCUUGGUGUCAACAAAAUUCAUUAAUACCUGAUGAUAAUGACAAACCUUGGGUAUUAAAGUAUCAGAUUGAAUAUGAAGAUGAAAUUGAUAAUGACGAUGAUAAUGACAAUGGUGAUCAUAAUGAUGAUGAUAAUAAAAAUAAAUUUCGAUUUUUUGUUACUACUAAAAGACUAUUAUUUAAUGCAAGUAUUUCGAAUAAAAUUCAUGUUGAUACUACUUACAAGUUAAUUUGGCAAGGAUUUCCUUGUUUUAUUAUUGGAACCACUGAUAUGAUUAGACAAUUUCAUCCAUUUGGAUUUGGUGUGUGUUCUAAUGAAAAACAAAAUGAUUUUGAAUUUAUAUUUAAUUGUCUUCGUGGUGGAUUACUUAAUUUAAACUUACAGAUGAAUGAACAAGAAUUAAUACUUAUUGCAGAUGGUGCUGAAGCCGUUAGUGAUGCAUUUUUAAAAGUAUUCGGAACUGAUCAUAAUGUUGUAAUGUGUUGGUUUCAUAUGCGGAAAUAUGUUGAAAAAAAUUUAUAUUUAGUCGAAGAUAAAGCAUUACAUGGUGACAUUAUAAAUGAUAUUGAAACAUUACAAUUGUCAACAAAUAAAAAUGUAUUUGAUAUUGCUACUAAAUUAUUUUUAAAAAAAUGGAAGAAUGAAGAAAAAUUUAUUCAAUAUUUUUCAAAUGAAUGGUUAAAUUCAAAAAAUGGAUGGUUUGAAGGCUUAGCAACGCAUGUUCCAAGCACGAAUAAUGCAUUAGAAGCCACGAAUCCUGUAAUUAAAGAUGAAGAUACAUUGAGGGAACGAUUAGUUUUAUCAAGAUUUACAGUGGUUUUAUUUUCUAUCGUCAAUAAAUGGUCAAAGGAACGAAAUCCCACUCUUAUCAAUUCAAAAAAAUUCGAACAUCAACCAUUAAUUACAUUACCAAUAUGGACUGAUGCAUACAAGUGGGUUAAGCUUAACAAAGCUGUUAUAUCGAUUUGUAAUGGUGACACAGCAAUGUAUUAUUUACCUGCUGGUGAAGAAACUAGGAUAACAGAUAAAGAAAUCAAACGAUAUGAAAAUUGCAGGUUUAAUUCAUUUGACACGUACAAGUCUGUUUACUUCAAUAUAUGGUGCGUAUGUUUAUUUAACAAUCCUGAAAAAUGGAAAAAAGCAACAUGUACCUGCCCAUCAUUUAUGAAAAAAUUUAUUUGCAAGCACACGAUUGGUAUAUCAAUUAGAUUAAAAUAUUGCAAACCUCCACCUGAAGCAAAAAAUGUGACAAUCGGUACGAAAAGAAAAAGAGGCAGACCAUCGAAAGCAAAAAAAGCCUUAUUGAUACAAUGACGAAUUAUAUAUACUUCAUUUUUCUUUUUUGUUUCUUGUAAAUUAUAAAUAAAAAUAAUUCACUUCUAUCUUUUUUUGUUGCUCAAAUAUGAAAUUAAUAUUGUUAUAUAAUAAAUUAUUUAUUGCUCAUUUUAUGUCAAAAUAUUGCUUAUUUAAUACCAUAAUAUUGCUCAUUUUAUAUUAUAAUAUUGCUCAAAUAAACAUUUUUUAUUGCUCAAAAAUUAUUGCUAAAUCAUGUUUUUAUUAUUGCUCAUUCUAUAUUUUUUAUUGCUCAAAUAAAUACAAGCCAUAAAAUAAUCCUUAUAAUUAUGAUAAUAAAAAUGCUCUAGCGCCUCAGAAACAAGCCAGAAACCUGAACUUUUUUUACCGUAAGAAUAACUCACUACGGGCUACAAGAUGCACGAAACCCCGAUUGAAAAGCGCUUCCGCACCUUGGAAGGUUCCCUAGUUAGUUUUGAAAACACGCGUGUAAUUAAAAAAAAUAAGCCUUUCGGUAGGACUUAGCCGAUGAGUAGACAGACAUAGCAUAUUUUUGGAGCUGACUACAUGCGCUCUAUCGAUGGGUAAAAAGAAAUUUUAAAUUUGAACUAAUAAAUAUUUAUGACGAAGGGAAAAUGUUUGUCUAGUGAUUUUUUGAAUGGCUGAGCCUAGUAAAAUGAGCAUGUCGUCCAUAUUGAUGAUCUAGAUUCACUCAAAAUCGAUCUAAGUAUUCGCCUAUCUAAGCUCCAUCAACACCAUAAGGACGAACGUCCCGAAACUCAGUUGUAGGUUUUUCAAGAAAUCAUACUUUGAUAAGUAGUUCCCAUUUUUUCCGGUCGAGAAAAAUUUUCAGAGCAUUUACGAAAUUAAAGCGCAAACUAUAUACAAUGAUGUAUGUCACAAGAUAUUUUCUAACCGAAAAAUUUUCUCAAAAAAUUAUGGACAAGAAUCCCCUAGAUGUUUUUUGGCAGAAAAAUGCUCGAUUUUCUUAAACGUGAUCUUGUUUUAAUGACAUGCAAACAUUUGUCAGCGGAAGAAAGCCAUUUCGAAGAACAAAAAUGACAGGUAUGUCUACAGUGUGAAAAAUGCAUUCAGGAAGGUCCUAAUUUCCACUCCCAUACUUAAACAUUCUUUUUAGACUACGUUUCACAAAAAAAAUUAAAAAUCUACCGUUUUAACAGGAUCAUCCAUAAUAAUUAUAUAAAAAUAUGUCUAGAGGGACCCUUUGUUAAAUAUGUUGUUUUCUUCUUCACUUGUAAAAAAAAGUAAAAUUUUUUCGUUGAGAUCAAUAGUGAUACUCAACAAAGGACCUCUCUAGGCAUGUUUUUAUGGAUAUAAAGCUUGAACAUGUCUCUAUCAUUGAUAAAAAAAAGUGAGCUCGUUUGCUUGAACCAUAAUAGAGAUAUUCAUUUUUUUUCGAUAGGAUGCCUUUUGUUAUUUAUACAAUACAAAAAUACGUAAUAAUUAGAGAUUCACAAGUCAUGAUAUUACAAUGUCUCGCUUCAUCGAAGACAGUGACAAGUACGAUGAGAUUUGACAAUUUUAU
Molecule: messenger RNA, 2956 nt
Organism: Rotaria sordida
Lineage: Eukaryota; Metazoa; Rotifera; Eurotatoria; Philodinida; Philodinidae
Source: the annotation of a GenBank genome assembly